Messenger RNA from Periconia digitata, 383 nucleotides. NCBI's taxonomy places the organism in Eukaryota, Fungi, Ascomycota, Dothideomycetes, Pleosporales, Periconiaceae. The record is from the annotation of a GenBank genome assembly.
AACUCCCUCUGCCUUCUCGCCUCCAUCAUGCAUCGUUGCUCCCCCACCUAUACUGUUCAAGCACCCCGGAAUAGCCUGUUCACCAAACAAGGCCACGCAGGCACCAAUCCUCCAAUGCCCAAAGCUGGAGAAUCAUGCGCUCGCAUACAAUCACAUCCGUUCAUAACUCGCCCAGGGCCAAGGCCGCUACAAUCAUUCCACCGGUGCCAUCUUCGUGUUUCAGAAGAAGUUACACCCCGUUGUCUCACCCGCCACCCCGAGAGCGCCAUUGUUGAUGCACAGCAAUAUCAGCGUGGUGAGGUUCAAGUAUACUAUCACUACUAUAAACGGCGGGGCAUCAACCGUUGUCAACGCCAAACAUACGAACACCUCUGCAAAUAGUC